Molecule: messenger RNA, 1611 nt
Organism: Talpa occidentalis (Iberian mole)
Lineage: Eukaryota; Metazoa; Chordata; Mammalia; Eulipotyphla; Talpidae
Gene: ZNF775
Product: zinc finger protein 775
Exons: 2
Coding region: 64-1611 (515 amino acids)
Source: RefSeq, a predicted model, not a curated record
CCCGGCCCGUGGUGUCUGCGCCUGCUCCCCACAGACUCGCCGGCAGGGAGGCGCCGCCCGGCCAUGAAGAUCAAGCAGGAGAAGCCCAAGCAGGAGAAGCCCGAGUGGCUGCCGCCCGCGCUGGGGCCGCAGGCCGCGCCUUCCAAGAGAGAUAAGGAAAACAUCUUCCAGCGGCCCCGGGGCCUCCUGUCAUGCCAGACUGUGGGCAGGCCGCGGCCCCUGGGGGGACAGGAGGAGAGCGGGGCGCCCCGGCGGACCCCACCCGCCGAGCCGGACGGGGCGCGGGCGGGCCGGGCCCCCGGGGCCGCCCCCGGCCCCCUGAGCGCCGCGCUGGCGCCGGGCGAGGGCCACUUCGCGUGCCCGGACUGCGGGAAGCGCUUCAGCUGGUGGUCGUCGCUGAAGAUCCACCGGCGCACGCACACCGGGGAGAAGCCCUACCCGUGCGGCCGGUGCGGCAAGCGCUUCAGCCAGAAGCCCAACCUGGCGCGCCACCAGCGCCGCCACACGGGCGAGCGGCCCUUCUGCUGCCCGCAGUGCGCGCGGCGCUUCAGCCAGAAGCAGCACCUGCUCAAGCACCAGAAGACCCACGCGCGCCCCGCCGCCCACGCGUGCCCCGAGUGCGCGCGCUGCUUCCGCCACCAGCUGGGCCUCCGCGUCCACCAGCGCGCGCACGCCCGGGACCGCCAGGGCGCCCGCGCCGGCCCGCCCGAGCUGCUCCGCGACGCGGCCGCCCGCCGGGGCUGCCGCCUGCGUGCGGGGGCGCCGCGGGGGCGCCCCGAGUGGGCCUGGCUGGGGCCGGGCCAGGCGUGGUGGCGCCCGCCCGGGGCUCGGACCGCCGCGCCCGCCGCCGCGGGGCCCGGCGGGCCGCGCCAGUUCAUCUGCAACGAGUGCGGGAAGAGCUUCACGUGGUGGUCGUCGCUCAACAUCCACCAGCGCAUCCACACGGGCGAGCGCCCCUACGCGUGCCCCGAGUGCGGCCGCCGCUUCAGCCAGAAGCCCAACCUCACGCGGCACCUGCGCAACCACACGGGCGAGCGGCCGCACCCCUGCGCGCACUGCGGCCGCAGCUUCCGCCAGAAGCAGCACCUGCUCAAGCACCAGCGCACGCACCUGCCCGGCGCGCAGGCGGCGCCCUGCCCCAGCUGCGGCCAGAGCUGCCCCAGCCGCGCCGCCCUGCGCGCCCACCAGCGCGCCCACGCCGCGCCCCCCGAGCCGCCCGCCGCCGCGCCCCCCGGCCAGGCCCCGCCGCGCAGCCCCCCGCGGGCCCGCAGCCCCCGGGCCGGACUGUGGGGCCGGGCGCGGGCGGGCCUGGGCGCCCCCGGCGAGCCGCGCCAGUUCAUCUGCAACGAGUGCGGCAAGAGCUUCUCCUGGUGGUCGGCGCUCACCAUCCACCAGCGCAUCCACACGGGCGAGCGCCCCUACCCGUGCCCCGACUGCGGCCGCCGCUUCAGCCAGAAGCCCAACCUCACGCGGCACCGGCGCAACCACACGGGCGAGCGGCCCUACCUGUGUGCCGCCUGCGGCCGCGGCUUCAUUCAGAAGCAGCACCUGCUCAAGCACCAGCGCGUGCACCGCGGGCCCCUGGCGCCCGCCCCGGAGCCCGCGCUCUAG